AUGGAGAAAGUUAAACUCUACGAGGAAUACAGGUUGAUUGAAAAAAAAGAAUCUGAGGUAAAUGGAGCUUGGAAAGGCGCUCAUUUGCUACUGUUCUUUAUGGCGUUUGUAUUCGGAUCAUUCUGCACAUUUUGUUUUCACAUGAUGAUGUAUUUAUUCGACGAAAAGUGCGUUUUGUUCCCAAAACUGCUGUCAAUAACUUCACUGCGCCAUAACCUUAUCUACGAGUUUAUUCCUGAUGAAAAAAUGGCUGAAAUGCUACCAGUGGAUUUCCUCAGCACGCAAUGGGUUGACAAAAGCGCUUGCUACCUGCCAACGUAUGUGCCCCUCGUAUCCGGCAUUUUCGGACUGGUGUGGACUACCAUGUUCCUGAUGUGCUCUGCUAGUAGCCGGACACUGACUGGUCUGCAGAGACCGUGGCGCGUCUUGCCGCCUGUGUUCGUAUUCUCCCUGCUUAUGGGCGGCCUCUGUGUCUACUCAUCGGCCGUCACGCAGUCCGGCCUUCAAGAACUCUGCAUCAAGCUGGGCGAGAUAACAGGAAGUACCACAUGUACAUACACAGUAAAUGUGGCAACACUGGCGUACGAAAGGCGUAUCCGUGGUGUGUACCAGGCGACGCAACUGACAGUGGCAUCUGCGUGGUUGCACACCGCCUGCUGGCUGCUGUCCGCGCUGCUCGCGCUCGUGCGAGUGCUUCUCGCCGUCGACUUUCAUCUGAUCCGCGUCACGGUUCACUUGCAAGGGGACAUUGAUAAAAUGCUGGAACGGUACGAGAGUCAUGUUCGCACAGUUUCUCCCGAUGUGCAGAUCAAAGAUAACAUGUUUCAUACUAAAGUUCAUUUCAAGAAACAGAAUCAUAACCAAAUGGUUUCUACAUUUGAUUCACACAUGACUGCAGGUAGACCUGAAGGAGAUUUAUUAUAUAUUUCUCAUAAACUACCAAAUGAAUCCAAAGUGUCGUUAGUUCCAGAAGAACAGUAUAAAUUAAAGCGAAUAGCAGCUUGUAAAGUCAUGCCUAAAGAUAAACAAUUUAUUGUGAAACUUUUGUAUGAAAUUCUGGACUCAAUCGAUUCCACCCAACGUCCUGUUCUAAGUCUUUCUUCGUCAAACUCAGGAGAAAGUACGGCUGACUCAGCAAUAAUACGACAGUUUGGUCAAGAACGAAUAACUUCUGGUCCCCAACCACAAACACAGAUGUCAGCUGAAGAUUCUCAGGAAUAUUUGUCUAUAGACUUGCGUAACGAGCAAGGGAUUUUUGCAGAGACAAAAAAUAAUUUAAUGGAGAGUUUGAAUAAAAUAUUACAUGAAUUUCUUUCUAGACCUACUACCAUCUCAUCUGAACAUGAAAAAUCAUUGGUAUCAAUAAUGAAAAUAGCAUCCGAUAUGAAAAAUUUUUUAGAAAGGAAAUUUGUGGUUGAAACAAAGGACCACCAAGGUAAUGGGCAAGUUGAAGUAAAAGAGCUUAACGACGAACGACCAAAAAACACUGAUCAAACAUUGCAUACUGACAUCUCUCAAACCAAUUCUCAAGUUGACGAUAAAAUAGAGACACAUAGUCAAAGAAAGGAAAAGCAGGAUUAA
Messenger RNA from Parnassius apollo (apollo), 1581 nucleotides. Lineage: Eukaryota; Metazoa; Arthropoda; Insecta; Lepidoptera; Papilionidae. The record is from the annotation of a GenBank genome assembly.